AUGAAUAUAGUUGGAGAACCUCCGAAGCGGGCAAAAAUCGAUUAUGCUCUAGCAUUCGACAAUAUCGACCUUGAAAAGGUGAAAUUUCCUCAUGAUGACCCUUUAGUAAUUACCCCAGUGAUUGGAAACUCGUCCGUAAAGAGAGUGCUCGUUGAUAAUGGAGCCUCGGUAGAUAUCUUGUUCUAUGAUGCUUACGAAAAGAUGGGGUAUUCUGAUACUCAGUUAACACCCUCUGACAUGCCUAUAUAUGGCUUCAACAAUGUGGAAACCAAAAUUGAAGGCAUGAUCCAACUUCCGGAAGAUUUGAAACAAGAGUUUGUGAGGUUCUUGAGGAACAACCGUGAUGUUUUCGCUUGGACAGCGGCUGAUAUGCCAGGUAUCGACCCCUCAUUCAUAACACAUAAGUUGAAUGUAAACCCCGUGAGGAAACCUAUUAAACAGAAGAAAAGGAACUUCGCCCCUGAAAGCAACCAGGAAGUCGGGGGGCAAGGAGACAAGGCAGAAGAACCUACUAAUAAAGAAAAACCCAAAGAAUAUUGGCUACUAUUUUUUGACGGGGCUUCAAAAACAAAAGGUAGUGGUGCAGGACUUGUGCUCCAAAGCCCUGAUGGCUUUACAGUGGAAUAUGCUAUCAAGCUAGACUUUCCAACCACUAAUAAUGAGGCAGAAUAUGAGGCAUUGAUAGCUGGGCUUGGACUAGCCAGAACCUUGAGGGUAAAGAAUUUGAAGAUGGCACUAUUCGAAGAAUGCUUGGUAGAGUAUGUGCCAAGGGAGGAGAACGCCAAGGCUGAUGCCUUAUCGCAAUUUGCGUCCUCCGAUGAUGAGGUAUGCUCAGGAAGCGUUUAUUAUCAGGUUUUAAGAACCCCUAGCAUCGAAGCAAAGUUAGUUGCCCCCAUUGACACAGGGGCCACUUGGAUGGAUGAGAUUAAGUUGUAUUUACAAAACGGUCAUCUGCCGCCUAAUGCUGAUGAAGCACGGAAGUUACAGGUGAGGGCCCUUAAGUAUGUACUCAUUGAGGGGAUCUUAUAUAGAAAAUCGUUUGUGAUCCCUUAUUUAAGAUGUUUGAGGUCGGAUGAGGCUCGAGAAGCCCUUAGAGAAGUUCAUGAAGGGGUGUGUGGCCAACACCUUGGUGGAAGAGCAUUGGCUCAUAAAGUGACUCGCCUUGGAUUCUAUUGGCCAGACAUGCUGAAGCACGCUCAAGACUAUGUGAAAAGGUGUGAUCGUUGUCAAAGGUUCGCACCUAUUGUACGACAGCCACCUGAGAUGCUGACAUCUAUCAAUACUCCAAUCCCCUUCGCAAUGUGGGGGAUGGACAUUCUUGGACCAUUUCCACUUGCUAGCGCGCAGAGAAAGUUUCUAUUGGUUGCGAUUGAUUAUUUCACCAAGUGGAUUGAAGCCAAGCCGUUGGCCAAGAUAACCACCAAGCAAGUUGCUCAAUUCGUGUGGGAGAACAUUAUAUGCAGAGUUGAGAAAGCCCAGGGAUCAUGGGCCGAUGAGGUACUCCCUAUACUAUGGGCGUAUCGAACAACUUGCAAGGUUUCAACUGGGGCCACCCCUUUUCAGCUGGCUUAUGGGGCCGAGGCAGUGGUGCCCCUUGAAAUCACUCAUACAUCCUCCAGGGUCCAGCAGUAUGAGCCAGAAGCCAAUGAAGAAGGUAUGAGACUUGCACUUGAUAUGAUUGACGAGAUUCGUGACGAAGCUCAUGCCAAGACUGUGGAAAAUCAGAAACGAGCCUCCUAUUACUAUAACCUACGGGUUAAGGAGCGAUACUUCAGGGAAGGAGAUCUGGUACUUAGAAAAAUUGAGGCUUCUGGGGUAGGUCCCAAGGGCAAGAUGGCUCCAAAUUGGGAAGGCCCUUACCAAGUUAAGGCUGUCACAAGCCAUGGCUCAUACAAACUUCAGACCCUGGAAGGAGUUGAAGUUCCCAGAAGUUGGCACGCAACCAACUUGAAGAUAUAUUAUAUCUAA
Molecule: messenger RNA, 1968 nt
Organism: Daucus carota subsp. sativus
Lineage: Eukaryota; Viridiplantae; Streptophyta; Magnoliopsida; Apiales; Apiaceae
Exons: 5
Coding region: 1-1968 (655 amino acids)
Molecular function (GO): RNA-DNA hybrid ribonuclease activity; nucleic acid binding
Source: RefSeq, a predicted model, not a curated record